AUGGUCAUCUUGGACGAUGCCGUGCUUAACAGCGACCCAGACACUGUACUAUCACAAGCUAGUAUAGCUCAGGUACGGUCCCUUGAAAAAAAGACACGAGUGGCAAUUGAGACACAAAAGAAAGAAUUACGAGCCAGAGUUGGUGAACAAUAUCUAGAUCUCAUCUCAGCAGCUGAUUGCAUUAUUGCAAUGAGCAAGAAUGCUAACAAGAUACAAGAAAAGUUGCGACGAAUGCAAUCAGUGUGUGAUGGUCAUGCUGUGCGACAAAAAGCAGCUCUUGUACGGGACAGUCACCCGGUUACAGGUCGACAACAGCGUCCAGUGUACACAUUGGCUGCAUUAAUUAAGUCACUGGCAGACGUACCUGAACAAAUAUGGCACGCAUUAGAACAUCACCGAUAUCUACAAGCAGGCCGAUUGUACACACUCGCAAAAGUAGUUCAUGAUUACCUCUUGGAAGAAUCUGACUGCAAACCUGUUGAUACAAAUGCUGCGUUUCCAGUUAUUCGCCGCCAAUGGGAUGCCAUAAACUUCUUUAUGCCUCAGAUUGUGCACAAAGCCACACUUCAUUUACGAGUUACAGAACAAUCUGGUGAACAUGUAGCAGAAGACCUUUUGGUAUUAAUGCUACUGGAUCAAAGGACUUAUACAACAAGUCUAGAAGAACUGUUUAGGAUGCGUACUCAGGGAAUUAAAGACACAAUCCAUACUUCUCUUAAGUCUUCUGUAGCCGAAACAGCUGAGCAGCGUCUUGGUUCCCAUUUGCGAGACAUCAUAUACGCCAUCCAACGCACGCUUGCACACAUUGACACUAUUGCGUUUACUAGCUCCCCCAGCGCCUUUGAAUUAUAUGCCCGCGACAUGGAAACAAAUUUUUCUCUUCCAAACCCUUCGUCUCCUAACAAUACCCCCUUGCCUGCGAUCACGUCUGUAUUUUCGCCUAGUACAAACGCGCAUCUCUUGGUACGAUACUUGCCAGAAUCGGUACAGCAGUACACGCCCACAUUGGCAGAUGAUCCUUUGGAUCUUGGCUCAAUCCGGCAGAUGGCUGAAGAGUGGCUUAAAGAAAUACAAAAUGUACUGACAAGCCCACUACCGGAAAUGCUUGGGCCUCUGGAUACCCAGCACAAGCUGGUGCAGGCUCGUUCAAAGGUGUGGCAACUACUUGAAUCUCAAGACUCGUCUUGGAAGCAAGUAUGUUCCCGUGUACUAGGUCACUCUUAUUCGUUGUGGGAUUGCCUGUUUAAAGAUUCGUUCGAUGGGCAUGCAAAACAUUUGAUUGACAAAGCUCUCAAAACCUUGUCCGAUCAGCCCACGAUCAUUCUUUCACCAUCUCUGGUCACUAAGCAAUGUGGAGAUUUCUCAACAUCCCUCUGGCCUUCCAAUAAGUCUCGGUCCGCAGCAUCCGAUAGUUUGCUGAGUCUAUCUUCUGUUGCAGACAUGGGUGCAUUCAAACUUACUCUCACCAAGUUGGCCCAGGGCGAGACUUCGUGGAUUGAGCAAGGAUAUAAUGCGUUUGAGACUACGUUGGACACUAUCCGUAAAGACCAGGAGGCUCAUGCAUCAUUUGCCAGCCAAGACUCGUUUGAUGCUAAAAAGAGUACUCAGCAACUCUGGUCUUACUUUCAAUCAAACGUUAUACAAGCCAUAUCUCAAUAUUGCUCAAGUCUACGUGCCUUAUUAAACCAAGUAACCGAAUGGAAAGACAACAAGAAAGCGAGUGAUGCAUCAUUAUUGAUCGGUAGAUUGGCCCGGUCUUUGGCUCAGCAUUCCCAAUCUCUUCCAUUGGCCCUCACCACUCUUUCAAGCCUUAAGCUUCGUAGUGCAAUCGAUAAAGAUCCAAGCUACACUGGUCUGCAAAAUGAUUUUAUGCGGUUAUUCGAGGAGGCGCAUACUCCCUGGGUCAAAAGGGUGGCUAGUUGUUUUGAAAUAUUGGUUGAUGGGGCACUCAAGAAUACAGCAUGGGAUGAUCACUGUGCAGCAGUUAUGUUGUGGGAAGACACAGAAGAGGACAAAGAAGAACAGAGAGAGGGCCCUUUACCAAGCCAGGCAACACACCCAACUGUACGGGCCCUGUUUAGUGUUUGUGAGGAAAUGCAACGUAUCCAGAUGAUGCUGCUGAACAAAAAGGUUGUACAGACGCUUGUUAAUCAAUUAUUAGCUGUAUUGCAAGAGACACUUGAUGUGUUUUUGGAAGAUCGAGUAAUGACAGAAAGAGGUGCACUCCAGUUGAUGUUUGAUUUACAAUUCAUGGGAUUUGUACUACGCCAAGGAGGACGGCUUAAUCUUGAUAACGUUAAGAAACAUAUUGAUCCAAUCAACUGGGCUGCAUUUUCUCCCCACUUUGAUGUUCGGAUAGAGCGGUUUUAUUUAAAGCAGACAUUGUUCUUGCACACACUUGCAUGCUCCAAUGGAGAAAUAUUUGAGAGUAACAAGGCAGUAACCAAAGGACUGGUCCAGCAGAACCAACCCAAUGUACUUCCUAUGGUCUCCACAACCACUCGAUUUACACUCUUACCUAUAGGUCAAUUGACCCAUGCCUCUAGAGCAUGGUAGAGAAUAGUAAUCUCCUUACACCUACACAUAGAUGCAUUUCUUAUAAGAAUGAUCUUGAUCUUUAUUUUCUUAAAUCAUAUUUUUCAGUUACCUGUUUGCUUGUGAAGGGGAUGGUGACAAUAUAAUAAUCACAUGAUUAUUUUUCUUUUCUUUUUUUUUCUCUGCCUUGUAUUAUAAAUAUUCUAUAUAUAUAUACUGGUUUGAGAUAAGUCAAAAUAAAAUAAAACAG
This is a messenger RNA of Phycomyces blakesleeanus NRRL 1555(-), 2785 nucleotides long. RefSeq lists its product as hypothetical. Gene Ontology annotation, biological process: intra-Golgi vesicle-mediated transport. The transcript has 14 exons. The record is from RefSeq and is a predicted model, not a curated record. NCBI's taxonomy places the organism in Eukaryota, Fungi, Mucoromycota, Mucoromycetes, Mucorales, Phycomycetaceae. Gene Ontology annotation, cellular component: Golgi apparatus; COG complex. The coding region runs from base 1 to 2556 and encodes 851 amino acids.